GUCCGUUUGGAUUUGUGGGAGUCCAAACGUUGAGCCAGGCCUUUUAGUUUUGGAAUUUCCCCCCAAAACCUCUCACCUUCCACAUUCAAAAUUCAAAUUUUCCCUCCUAAUCACAACCUCUUCCACGUGUCAGGCGCUCCUUCUCCCACCUGUCGCCUCGAGCUCCAAACCGCCUCUCUCUCUCCUAUAAAUACUCCUCCAACCCAUCUCAUUUCUUCACUUCUCUGCUUCGUUUCUCUUGAUUUGCCCGAUCUGCUUUCUCUCUCUAGCUUCUCACCAAGUAAGUGCUCCAGUCCUCCUAGUCUUUUAUUUUUCAUCUUCCCUUUUUUAACCGGCAACAUCAUGUCUUCUGAUAGCCAAAACAUAUCCGGCCAAUCUUAUGGGUCAGGCUCUCAGCCCUCUUCUUCUUCUCACUCUGAGUCUUCUUCUCCCCCUGUCACACCUUUAAUUCGCCGCCCCUCUCACCAAUCCAGCUCCCAGGCCCAGGAAAUAGUUGCCCAGGAGCCUGUUCCUUUGAACCAAUUGCCCGGUCGUUUCAAUCCCAAGGUCCUCAGCUGGGACCAGUGGGAAGAACGAUUGGGAUCAAUGGGCUACCUAGCCCUUGACUCAGGACCGGUCUUCAAAGAAUCCUCUAGGGUUACAAAAAAGGUCCUGGCCGAGGUACGCUCCGUCCUUCCACCGGGCUAUAAAGUCAUUUCUAACACCACCUGGCCCAACAUCAUUGACCCCCACCAAGGAAACCGGUUGGGUUUUCAUGUUGCUUCGCUAGAGGGGGGCAUUAUCUUUCCCCUUCGCCCCCUCCUCGUAGAAAUCUGUGACAUGUUCAAGAUUUUGCCCGGCCAGCUUACUCCAAAUGCUCACCGGUUCUUGAAUUGUUUUGUAAAUAUUUGUGAAUCUCUAAAAAUCACCCCUUCUUUGGACCUCUUCCUUCACAUGUAUGAUGUCUUGCCCGGGACUAUUAACUGCUCGGGCUUUGUUUACUUCCAUUCCCGUCCCAAUUCUAGGGGUUUUUUGACCGGUCUUCCCCCUAGCCACAAGAAAUGGAAGCAAAGAUUUGUUUUCGUUGAGUUCCCCCCUGACCAAUUUCAACUCUCCAACCGUGAGUGGGCUGACCGGGUUAUAAAACCCGAAAGGGUUCACCCGGAGCCCACCAAAGAGCUAGAGGAAGCCUGCGAGAAACUUCUCAAGGGUGAUCCUGUGACCGGUAAGCCAUACGCCUACGGUGGAUGGGUAUACCAGUUACCUAACCCGGAUGGGGACGUGUCUGCGACCCAUGACGCAGGAGAUGACCGGGCUGAUUCCCCGGAUGGUCACGCUGAGGCCGGCUCUCCUCAUCCAGACAUGAACUUCAACAGGAUGACCACCAUCAUUGAGGAUGAUGACGAUGAUGUCCAAGUCCUCAACUCCAACCGGUCUCCUCUCUCCAAGCCUCCCUCUCCUCCUUACUUCCCUGAAAUGGAUGGGGCCGCAAGUGCCCGGUGUAGCCCUAUCCAGAGCCAAAAACUGAACUCUCCUCCUGCCACCCAUCUCUCCGAAAGUGACCGGGUCCCUUAUCCCAAGAAGGAUGUCAAGGCCAAAGGGAAGGGGACCGGUCAUUCUUCUUCUCAGAAAAGGAAGAGUUCCCACAAGACUUCCAGGGGGGAAAAGAGGAAGAAAGUCAGGCUAUCAGAUCUAGAAGGGGAGUCCAUUGAAGUGACAUUUUUAUCCUUGGCCCAGAAACUCAGAAAGGUUGGAGUUCUAUCCGAAGAAUUUGGCCGGUCACUCCUGGAGUCCAAGGACCAGGUCUCCGAACUUACCCUCCUUCUUGAUUCUGUCAAGUUGGAGAUCAAUGACCGAGUCGAGAGGGAGAAGAGACUUGAAGAGGAGCUGAAGGAAGAGAGGGCCAGGCUAGAUGAGGAAAGAGCCAACCUGGUGGAGGCGAAGAGGAAGUUGGUAGAGCUGGAGGAUGCCUUGGCCCAAGCUGAAGAGACUGCCCGGUCCAUUCUAGUUGGGCCUGAGGAGACAAUGGCCUUCUUCAAGACCAUGUACAAGGAGCCGGAGGGCAAAAAGAUGAUAACCGAUAUCGGUUCAUAUGGUUUCCAAUGCGGUCAGAAGGAUGAGAGGUCACUCCUCUACUCCAGGCUUCAGAAGAGGGACCCUUCCUUUGACCCGGCCAAAGAGCAAUCCUUUCCUGAUGAUGCUGCACGAUGGGCGGCCGGGCAUCAUGUCGAGACUGCCCGGUCCAUUCUAGUUGGGCCAGAGGAGACAAUGGCCUUCUUCAAGACCAUGUACAAGGAGCCGGAGGGCAAAAAGAUGAUAACCGAUAUCGGUUCAUAUGGUUUCCAAUGCGGUCAGAAGGAUGAGAGGUCACUCCUCUACUCCAGGCUUCAGAAGAGGGACCCUUCCUUUGACCCGGCCAAAGUGAAGCUCCCGGCCUUGUAUACGGAAGAGCCAGCUCCCCCCUUUCCCCUAGAGUAGGUUAGGGUUUUAUUUGAAAAAACUUUGAAUUUUCCCAAGGCCUGGGGGAUGUCCGGCCUACUCCUGACUUGCGUAAUAUUAUCUUUUAUUUUGUAUGGUUUUCAAUUUACCGGCUUGUUUCUUCUUUCCGUUUGCAUGGUUGAACUCCUUUUUUAUGCAUGGUUAUUGCUUUUCUUUUCCUUUUCUUGAUCGCCUUUGAAUGAACUUCCAAGUCAAUA
Cuscuta campestris is the source of this 2675-nucleotide messenger RNA. The record is from the annotation of a GenBank genome assembly. NCBI's taxonomy places the organism in Eukaryota, Viridiplantae, Streptophyta, Magnoliopsida, Solanales, Convolvulaceae.